Molecule: messenger RNA, 1335 nt
Organism: Trichoderma citrinoviride
Lineage: Eukaryota; Fungi; Ascomycota; Sordariomycetes; Hypocreales; Hypocreaceae
Product: heme oxygenase-like protein
Exons: 2
Coding region: 1-1323 (440 amino acids)
Biological process (GO): heme oxidation
Molecular function (GO): heme oxygenase (decyclizing) activity
Source: RefSeq, a predicted model, not a curated record
AUGUCCAAGCCCGACGCCGACGAUGCUGCCUCUCCCACCACCAGGUCCCUCGCCAUCGACAUCGUCGCCGCCACGAGGUCGAUGCACACCAGAAUCAACAAGCUGGUGACAUCCCGGGUGCCGCUCGCCCUUCCUCCACAUUCUUCCGAUGCCGGCGCAUACAUCAGCGGCCUGCUGCACUUUCUACCCGUGUACAUUACGUUUGAGAAGCUGUGGCUGGACAUACUCUCCAGUCCUCCCGAUGAAGGCGUGGCGGAUGAUACACUUCUCGAUGCAGAGAGCAGGGAUGGAGUCUUGAAGGUGGAGGAGAGCAAAGAUGGCAACAUCGAGGUCUCCGAACGCGUCCGUACGAUUCUCGUGGCUCUCUACAUGCCCCAGCUCUUCCGGUCCGACCGUCUUCGAGGCGACAUCAAAGCCAUGACGGGCUGGACCGACGAGGCCCUCGAUUGUCAGAUCCAAGCCGUCAAAGGAACCGGCCAACUGUCCGCCUUCCUCUCACACAUCAAGCAAGCCGUCCACGCAAAGCCGCACGUCCUCAUCGCCUACUCGUACAACCUGUUCAUGGCCCUCUUCGCCGGCGGCCGCUACAUCAGGGCGUCUUUUGAAAAGGCCGGCAACGACUUUUGGACAACCGUCCCAGAGCCCAUCAAGCCGACGAUGCAGCCGUGCGAGCCCAGAGCAGGUGCUGCGUCCUUUUCUCCGCUAGAGCUGACGGGCGAUGAUGGCCUCGGCCCACCAUCGCAUUCUUUCCAAACCUCGCCUUGCGAUGGGUUUCUGCAGUUUUGGCACUUUGACUCACCAGAGGACGGCGAGGAUUUUAAGCGAGACUAUAAGGAGAGGUUGCUCACGUGGGAGGACAGUCUGAGUGCCGGCGAGAGAGAGGAUAUCCUGCAAGAGUCCGUCAUCAUCCUGGAGAGCAUCGGCCAGAUUGUCGGACAGCUGGACGAUGUCUGCUCGGACGAGCGUGAAGAGGGGAAAAGCGAUCUAAUGGCAAGGAGGCCGUCCUUGGCCAGCCAUUUUAUGCAGGCCCAGUUUGUGGCUCGUCUGCGUGACAGCUUCUUGAUUGCCAGGGACAGGGGCGUAGGAAAUCCGUUUCGGAGUCGAUCGGUUGACACAGAUGCCAGCGGGAGGGAGGACGAGGAGGAUGCGGAUACUACCCAACAUGUCGGAGCCACUGGCGCCCCCAAAUCUAUGAGAUUUGCAAAGGCGCUGCCGAUUCCUCCUCGCAACAAGGGUCGAGGUAUGCAUCCGAUUUUCGCGUGGAUCGUCGGCUUGUUGAUGCUGUAUGUGGUUGUUCGCGUCAGGGGAGUUGUGAGCGCUUAGGGGGAUACCACA